Pogona vitticeps (central bearded dragon) is the source of this 7908-nucleotide messenger RNA. Lineage: Eukaryota; Metazoa; Chordata; Lepidosauria; Squamata; Agamidae. The record is from RefSeq and is a predicted model, not a curated record.
GUGUAGUUCUCUCCCCCUCCCUCCCCCCCCUUUCAGGCUAGUGGGAGGGGAAAAGAGAUGAGCCGCGCAUUGUUUCCCUAGCAGGCAACUCCUCUCGGGCCACCAUGGGCUCCGCGCCUUUGUUUCCCGAGUGAGCCUGCGGGCGGGCGGGCCGGCCGGCCAACCAGCCAGCCAGCCACCUUUUUUCUCCAGCCCCCCCUCCUCCUCCGUCGCUACCGAUCCAAGUCAAAACAGAAGAAGAACCGCCAUCCCACCCCCCUUUCCCGCGGGACAGCCAUGGAUGUGACCAUUUCUGAACUCCUGGAGCUCUUUCUCCAGAGCCCUUUGGUGACCUGGGUGAAAACAUUUGGACCGUUAGGGAACGAAAAUGAAGACAAGCUUGCCAUGUAUAUGGAUCUAGCUGAUGGAGUCUUUCUGAACAAAAUAAUGCUGCAAAUAGAUCCAAGACCAACAAACCAGCGUGUGAAUGAACAUGUUAACAAUGAUGUCAACCUCCGGAUUCAAAACCUCACCAUCUUGGUCAGAAACAUCAAGACCUAUUAUCAGGAGAUCCUUCAGCAGCUGAUUAUAAUGAAUUUGCCAAAUGUCUUAAUAGUUGGCAAAGAUCCUCUGUCUGAAACUGUGCAAAAAGUGAGCAGGCUGUAUUCUGAAGCUAAACAUGGAAGAGACAACUGCUUUUUGCGUAAAAGCAUGGAUGAAAUUAAAAAGCUGCUACUACUGGUGUUGGGCUGUGCUGUGCAGUGUGAAAGAAAAGAAGAAUUCAUUGACAAAAUAAAACAGCUUGAUAUUGAAACACAGGCAGCAAUUGUUUCCCACAUUCAAGAGGUAACCCAUAAUCAGGAGAAUGUAUUUGACUUGCAGUGGCUAGAACUCCCAGAUGUGGCUCCAGAAGAACUAGAGUCUCUCUCCAGAAGUAUGGUUUUCCAUCUUAAAAGGCUGAUUGAUGAGAGAGAUGAGUGCACAGAGCUAAUUGUUGAUCUCACGCAAGAGAGAGAUUAUCUCCAAUCGCAACAGCCUCUGAGUCCUCUAAAAACAUCAAGCCCAGCCUCUUCCCCAAACCCAGCCAGCCGCCUUUCCAAUGAGGACAAACAGCAUCUGUCUGUGGAGCUUGCAGACACAAAGGCUAAACUAAGGAGGAUCAGACAGGAGCUGGAAGAAAAAUCAGAGCAACUUGUUGACACAAGACAUGAAGUUGACCAGCUAGUCUUGGAACUGCAGAGAAUAAAGCAGGAGAACAUAAAUCUCAUGGCAGAUGCCCGCUCUGCUCGAGCCUAUAGAGAUGAAUUGGAUUCCUUAAGAGAAAAAGCAAACAGAGUAGAGAAACUUGAGAUGGAGCUGGUCCGGUGUAAAGAGAAACUACACGAUGUGGAUUUCUACAGAGCACGGAUGGAGGAGCUUAGAGAAGACAACAUAAUAUUAAUUGAAACAAAGACGAUGCUAGAAGAACAGCUGAUGAUAGCAAGAGCUCGUGGUGAUAAACUGCAUGAAGUUGAAAAGGAGAACUUACAGUUGAAAUCCAAACUUCAUGACAUAGAACUGGACAGGGAUACUGAUAAAAAGAGAAUUGAAGAGCUCCUGGAAGAGAAUAUGGUGCUGGAGAUUGCGCAGAAACAAAGCAUGAAUGAAUCUGUACACUUGGGCAGGGAACUGGAGCAGCUGUCCAAGAGCACAGAUCUCUCAGACACAAGGAAAUCUUUUGUCUUUGAACUGAAUGAAUGUGCAUCAAGUCGCAUCUUGAAGCUUGAAAAAGACAACCAGAGCUUGCAAAAUAUCAUCCAGGAGCUGAGGGAUGCAUCUGUAACUACUGAAGAGAAUAGUCUCAGAUUUGUGGAAAUGAAGAAUGAGAAUCAACAGCUUGGACAGAAAAUUGAGAAACUGCAAAACCAGAUUGAAAGAGAGAAGCAAAGUAAUCAAGACUUGGAGACUUUAAGUGAGGAACUCCUGAAAGAAAAGGAAGAGCUUCAGGAGAAGAUGGAGACCUUGAAGGCAGACAAAGAGAGACAGAUAAAAGACUUGGAAAAAGAAAAGGACCACCUCAACCGAGUAGUUUUGUCUCUGAGGCAGCGAUCUCAAGUCAGUAGUGAGGCAAGGAUGAAAGACAUUGAAAUGGAAAACAAAAUACUACAUGAGACAGUUACAGAGACUAGCAGUAAACUCAGCAAGCUAGAAUUUGAGAAGAAGCAGUUGCAGAAGGACUUUGAGCAAGUUAAAGAAAAAGUGGAGAGAGUAGAAGAAAUGGACAAAGAACUUCAUCGUCUGGAGAGGGAGAAUGAACAGCUCACAAAGAAAGUUGCAGCUAUGAAAAUUACCACAGAGAAAGUGGAGGUGCUUGAACAAGAAAAUGGUAAUCUGGAAACAGAGAAUAGAAAGUUGAAAAAAUCUCUAGAUACUUUGCAUAAUGUUUCUGUCCGACUGGAGAGCCUGGAAAAGGACAACAAAGAAUUAGAUGAAGAGAACCUGGAACUGAGGAGAAUGGUAGAGACGAUGAGAUUUACCAGCGUGAAAAUGGCCCAGAUUGAGGCAGAAAAUAAAGAGUUGGAAAGGGAAAAAGAGGAGCUUAGGAAAAAUGUAGAAAUGUUAAAGGUUUUGAUCAAGAAAUCCGAAAGGUUGGAGCUGAGUUAUCAGAGUGUGAAUGCAGAAAAUGAAAGACUCCAACAGAUUGUGGAGAAUAAUGGCAAGAAGAUCCAGGAGUUGGAGAAAGAACUGCAGGGUGCUGAAAGUGAAAAUCAAACCCUCCAGAGAAAGCUAGAGGAGCUGAAAGUCUCAAACAGGCGGAUGGAGUGGUUGGAAAAGGAGAAGAAACUAUUGGAACAAGAGACGUCUCAAUUGGAUAAAGACAAGAAGGUGCUGGAGAGGGAGGCCAAAAAACUUUGGCAGCAGGUGGAGCUGAAAGAUGCAAAUCUGGAUGAGAAUAGUAUCAGACUAGCAACAAUGGAGAAGGAAAACAAGACACUAGAAAGAGAAGUUGCUAGAUGUAAAGAUUCGUUGAAUAAGGUGAAAGAAUUAGAAAAAGAAAAUAAAGACCUUCUCAAGCAAGUUACCAUUGAUAAGAGAACACUAACAACAUUGAGAGAGGAUUUGGUUCUUGAGAAAUUAAAGAGUCAGAGGUUGUCUGAUGAUAUGGACAAACUGGACCAGGAACUACAGAAGAUUGGAUUAAAUAAGGAGUUACUCCUACAGGAUGAUAACAGCAAUGAUGACAAGGCGUAUAAGAUCUUGGAAAGCAAAACUGAGUGUGUCCUAAAGAGAACACUAGCCAAUAAAGAAGAGAAAAUUGCUUUAUUGGAGACUCAAAUACAGGACUUUCUUAACUUAAAUCAUCAGUUACAGAAUGAAUUAAAUAUGGUAAGAAAGGAUUUUGAAGGUCUCAAGAAGAAGCAAGAGAAUGGAAAGAAUCUGCAGAAUUCAUCAGAACAGCCUAAUGAAAAUGUCAUUUCCAUUCAUCAGGCAAAAGGGAAAUGGGAAGAAGAUCACAAAGAAGCAACAAUGGAACUUUUGAAAGUGAAUGACAGAGCUAUAGAACUGGAAAGGAAUAAUGCAGCCCUGCAGGCAGAGAAGCAGCUUCUGAAGGAACAGCUCAGACAUUUGGAAACUCAGAAUGGCUCCUUCAGCAAUCAGAUCCUGACACUGCAGAAGCAUAAUGCGUUCCUUCAAGAACACAACACAGCAAUGCAAACGCAAACAGCCAAACUCCAGGUAGAGAAUUCAACCUUAAAUUCCCAGAGCGCCUCCUUGAUGGCACAGAACACUUUGCUCCAAAACCAGCAGCUGGCCAAGGAGAAUGAAUAUGACAACCUGCUGAAGCAGAAAGAACAGCUCAAAGCGCAAUACGAGUCCCUCCUCCAAGACCAUGAGCAACUGACAUCGUUGCACGAGCGGCAGUCGACGGAGUACGAAACACUGAUCCAGCAGCACAGCUGCCUCAAAGCUCUGCACAAAAAUCUUGACCUGGAACACAAAGAUCUAGGAGAAAGAUAUAACAGCUUGAUACAACACAAAGCCAAACUGGAAGAACUAGAGAUGUUUUUACAAUCAGAAAAAGAUAUUUUACAGCAGGAAAAAAGAGCAAGCACUAUAAUGGCAUCAGAGAAUCAGAAGCUGAGAGAAGAACUAGAAAGGGUGAAUUUUUUAAAUAGCAAGCUCAAGGCAGAGUAUGAAGGGCUUCAUAUCCACACCAAGGAAUUGAAAACCUCCCUGAAUAAUUCCCAGCUAGAAUUGAACCGAUGGCAGGCUCGCUAUGAUGAAUUGAAAGAGCAGCAUCAGACUAUGGACAUCUCCUUGACCAAAUUGGACAACCACUGUGAGCUGCUUGCUCGACUGAAAGGGAACUUGGAAGAAGAGAAUCACCAUCUCUUGAGCCAGAUCCAGAUGCUGAGCCAGCAGAACCAAAUGUUGUUGGAGCAGAACAUGGAGAACAAGGAGCAAUAUCAUGAGGAGCAGAAGCAAUAUAUUGAUAAACUAAACGCCUUAAGAAGACAUAAAGAAAAACUGGAGGAGAAGAUAAUGGAUCAAUAUAAGUUUUAUGAUCCAGCUCCAAAAAAGAAAAACCAUUGGAUAGCAGCUAAAGCCUUGGUUAAACUCAUAAAGCCUAAGAAAGAGGCUGCAAGAGAACAACUGAAAUCGUCAGCAGAGAGCCCUCCGUGGCAUUCAGAGAGCGCAGAGAUGGCCGGAUCACCGUCUCCCUUGCAACUGCCGAAGCAGCAGGAGAGUCUGGAGGGCACCUCGACAGAGUCCGGUUCCAUGGAGGGCAGGGAGCAUAAUAAUGGGCCUGCCAGCAAAGUAGAUUCAAAGCGGAAGAGAAUUUCCCAUUACGGAGGCAGCAUUGACCACAUUGAAAAUGCAACCGACUCGACUCUCAAGCAGUGCCAUGUGGAGCCAAGUUCCAGGACCUCUUCUGUCUCUGCCACCUUCUUGGCUGCUUCUGGUUCUGCUGCUCCCUCAAGACUACAAAACAGACCCAAAGGCCAUAAUUCAGAGGGCGAUCUAUAUGAAGACUUCCCUGAGGGAGAGCUUUCAAGCAAGCAGCACAAGUCCAGGCCCAACAGCUUAGAAAAUAGUGAAAAUGCAUCCACCAGCAGUUCCCCUCUAAACUUGAAAGGACCUUUCGAACAUAUUCGUGGCAGAUCAGAGAGUUUUAGCAGUGAAGACAUGGUGCUAAGUAGAGUCACGCCUAGUUACUCUAGAGAUGGCCUAUUCUCUCCCAUCUCUUCAGCUGUUGUGGGCUCCAGCACAAAGCUCAAUGCCUCACUUACUAGAAAUGGCUUCUCUUCAUAUGAUAUACCUCAGAAAAGCAUCCAAACACAACCGCAAUCUGUUAGGCACCGAUCUGCUUCUCCGGGAAGUGAAAUGGUGACCUUGGAGGAAUUCCUUGAAGAAAGCAACAGCUUGUCUCCACCAAAUGAGAUUUCAACCAGAGAUGACUUGGUGAGUGACUAUUUCAGAAAAGCAAGUGAACAUCCCUCUGUUGGCAACCAUUUUUCUCAGGCAAAUCGGAAGGAGGCAACAAAGACGCCUACCAGCUAUGUCACUCCAACGGUUAAGGUGCCUGGGACUGAGGAAGAUGGAAGACUUGCUAAGCCAGGCCACUAUGUCAAACCAAACCUUAGGCCAACAGAAUCAGAAUUUGUGGCAAACCCCUCAGGUGCCUACAAGCUCCCCCCUGCAUCUCAUAAUCAACCCAGCAAGGCAUCAAGGCAGACAGCCCAGGCUCAGCCAUGCAGUACUGCUAGCAGACAGAGCACUUCUCUGAAUCGUACCUUCAGUUUAGCUUCAGCAGACCUCCUCAGAGCUACCGGCCCAGAGGUAUACAGACGUUAUGAUAGCCUUCCGAAGCCUGUGACAGCUGAUACCCAAAUACGAAAGGACUCCAGCAGCCAGCAUUCCCACCUCUCUUUAGCCGCUGGCUCUCAGGUCUCUCUGAGAGAGAGGCCUCAGUCUGCGAAAGUGGCAAGUUCUUUACAAAGUGUUGAUUCUCGCUGUCGACAGCUUGAUGUUAGGCGCCUCUCACUGGCACCUCCAAAAGAUGAGAGAUUGCUCUUGUUCCCACCAUGUUCCCACUCCCCCACUGCUUUGAAGGAUGAUGCGAACAUUCAGGCACCGGAACGAGCAAAGACAAGUGUGGAGCAGCCUUCUUCCCCUCCUCAAUACACUGCUUCUAAAAUGAAAGCCAAGCCAACCUCACGGUCUGGGGAGGUGGCUACAGUAACUCCUGUUAGAGUUGUCUCCAGCGGUUCUGAGGGGAGUAGUCCCCAAGUACCAGUUUCAAGCGACACUUCCUUUGCCAAAUGCCAGAGGCAGUCACCAGAAAAUAACAGUUUAGUAGGAGGCACUGAGGAUGCAAACAGAGGGGUCAGUUCCAAAAACCCUUCAACAUCACCAGACGCCCAUGGUGAUCAGCAGACUGUUUGGUAUGAAUAUGGCUGUGUGUGAUACUUUUUCUCACCCUCCACUUCUGUUCCCUAAGGGAGAUAUAAAUUUGUGUUUCACUACUGAAAACUUGAAAUGAUAGUAUCUCUAAACACAAAACCACCUAUGUGUUGUCUUAAUUGUCUUCUAGAUGCUUACAGUGUACUGCGACAAACUGCAUUGAUACUCAAGAAGAGAAAGACUGACUUGCCAAAUAUGGCUGCGCUUGUGCCUAGAAGAUCACAUGAACAAUUUAAACAGGUCCUCUUCUUCCUGCCCUCUCCCGAAUCAAGGAAUUUGAAAUUUAAUUCUUGGAAGCAUCAAGUUCUCACCAUUUGCUUCCUUUCUUAAAAAAAACACUGUUCUUUAUUAAUUGUUGAAUUGUGUACAUGUAUGUGCAUUUGACUACUGAACUUUAAACCUUACUGAAACAUUACUUAGUUCAGCCGAGGCUUCCCUCUUUAAAAUGCCAGUUUUUUUUUUACUUAUCUGCAAGUCUCUUCUUGGGUCUCGUUGAAACAGCUGCUCUUUGAAAAGAAGAUGACUAGCACACAAGGCAGGGUAAAGAACAUGCUCCUCCUGAUGUUGUUGGACUGAAGUUCCCCUCAAUUCUAGAUAACAUAGCCUGUCUUGAGGGAGAAUGGGAGUCACAGUGCAAUGACAUCAGGACAUACUUGCCCCACAUCUCACAUUUGCUUCAGCCCCCUCAGUCUGGUGACCACCCAUCUUUAACUUGCCUAUUAAAUGUCUUGUUCUUUGUGCGUUUUUGUUUGAUUGUUUGUUUGUUUGUUUGCUGCACUGUGGUGCAGUAGAGGUGCUGCCUUUUGAUAAGUCCUUUAUGUUUUGUCAAUAAAAACAAGAGAAACACUGGAACUGAUUGCACCCUUAUUGUGGGUCAGUGUCUCCCUUCAAAUGAGGGCUCACCAGGCAACUGGCAUUUGUUUUUUCUACUACUGUAUUCAUUAGGUUGCAUUAAAAGUGAUUCUCUUUCUCCUAGAAAACAGUUACUGUCAUUUUCCUUGCCUCAAAAUGUAGAGUUGCUUGUAUCCUAUACGAUACAUAGCAGAUUAAUUUUAUGACAUUGGCGCUGCUGCCUUCCUCAGACUAGUUUGUCCACUUGGAACACAUUGAAUCAUUGAGGAUUUCAGGCCUGGGUUCUGACUCGGUCAGUUGGAUCUGUGUAGAAACCAAAAUGCAUUUCUAUGCACAUUAAAGAAAUGCUUUUAAAAAUCCUAUUUAUGCCCAGAUGAAGUCUUUUCACUUCAUGGGGUUUGUUGACUGCUUAUGUAUAUCUUGUGCGUUUUUUGCUUGUAAAAGAGGCAUUUUCUUUAUAACAGAUUAAUGGAAUUGUAAAACUUCUCUUGAUUUUGUGAUUUAUUAUAGUGAGAGAACACAUAUUCUGUAACAGUUGCACAUGACCAAUGACUAGUGUGUGUCAUAGCGUGUACCAAUCACAUUGUGAGAAAAGUCAGGUUGUCUACAAUAAAGGAUUUUUAAAAUACA